GGAGCCGAGCCGGGCCGGCGGCGGGCGGACAGGGCGGGCGCGUGCGGCGCAGGCCGAGCGCCGACGAGUAGGGGCCGCUGGCAGGCACAUGAGGUGAAGGACCCCAUAACUUGAACCCUGUUCAUGGUCUUUGCAAUUCACUUAUCCUGCCGCUUGGAAGCAGGUGAAUUCCUGGUAACCAGGCUUUGAUGCACCCUCAGGAAGUCUGCGUACUCAAGGAGGCCACCCCCGCCGGCUGCUGCUCACAUGGUUUCUGGGCCCCUGGCACUCCGGUGGUGCCCGUGGGCAGGGCGCAGGGACAUGGGGCCAGACAUGGAGCUGCCCAGCCAUUCAAAACAGCUCCUGCUGCAGCUGAACCAGCAGAGGACCAAGGGCUUCCUGUGUGAUGUCAUCAUUAUGGUGGAGAACUCUAUCUUCCGGGCCCACAAGAAUGUCCUGGCUGCUAGUAGCAUCUACUUCAAGUCCCUGGUCCUGCAUGAUAACCUCAUCAACCUAGAUACAGAUAUGGUUAGUUCCACCGUGUUCCAGCAGAUACUGGACUUCAUCUACACGGGCAAGCUGCUGCCCAGUGACCAGCCAUCUGAGCCCAACUUCAGCACUCUCCUCACUGCCGCCAGCUACCUCCAGCUGCCUGAGUUGGCAGCCCUCUGCCGCCGCAAACUGAAGCGAGCUGGCAAGCCCUUUGGCCCCGGCCGAGUGGGUGCUGCUGGUAUGGGGCGACCAACCCGUAGUCAGCGGCUGUCCACAGCAUCUGUCAUCCAGGCUCGGUAUCCAGGGCUUGUAGAUGGGCGCAAAGGACACCCUGUUCCCCAAGAGGUCCCUCAGGCCAAAGGAUCAGAUGAUGAGCUUUUUCUGGGCAGCUCUACCCAGGAGAGCACACAUGGCCUGGGCCUGGGGGGCUGCCCAACUGGUGGGGAGGUGGGCUUGGGGGGCUGCAGCAACAGCACCAGUGGGAGCAGUGGGGGCUGUGAGCAGGAACUGGGUCUGGACCUGUCCAAGAAGAGCCCUCCCUUACCUCCUACAACCCCUGGCCCCCACCUUACUCCUGAGGACCCUGCCCAGCUGAGUGACAGCCAGCAUGACUCACCUGCACCCACUUCAGCCUCCACCCUGCCUGUUGGCAACAGUGCCUCAUAUGUUGAGCUGGGGCCCCCUCCUGAUGAGCCCAUGGAUCUGGAAGGGGCUGAAGAAAACCACGUGAGUCUGCUGGAAGGGCAGGGCGGGCAACCUCGCAAGAGCCUACGACAUUCAGCCCGCAAAAAAGAUUGGAACAAAAAGGAGUCUGUGUCUGGGUCCCCAUUUGACCGGAGAGAAACGGGGACUAAGGGUCCCAACCCAGGGGAAGAAGGUGAGGGGCUUGGGGACAGGGUUCCCAAUGGCAUUCUGGCCAGCAGUGUUGGUGGAAGUGGCCCCAGUGGGUCGUAUGGGGAGCCACCAUAUCCCUGCAAGGAAGAAGAGGAGAAUGGCAAAGAUGGGAGCGAGGACAGUGGGCAGAGUGGGAGUGAGGGGGGCAGUGGCCACACUGGCGCCCACUAUGUGUACCGGCAGGAAGGCUAUGAGACAGUGUCAUAUGGAGACAAUCUCUAUGUGUGCAUCCCUUGCGCCAAGGGCUUCCCCAGCUCUGAGCAGCUCAAUGCUCACGUGGAGACACACACAGAGGAGGAAUUAUUCAUCAAGGAAGAAGGAGCUUAUGAGACCGGCAGUGGGGGUGCAGAGGAGGAGGCUGAGGACCUGUCAACACCUAGUGCAGCCUAUGCAGCUGAGCCUCGUCCUUUCAAGUGCUCAGUCUGUGAGAAGACCUACAAGGACCCGGCCACACUGCGGCAACACGAGAAGACACACUGGUUGACGCGGCCCUUCCCCUGCAACAUCUGUGGCAAGAUGUUCACACAGCGAGGCACUAUGACACGCCACAUGCGGAGCCACUUGGGCCUGAAGCCCUUUGCCUGCGAUGAGUGUGGCAUGCGCUUUACCCGCCAGUACCGCCUCACAGAGCACAUGCGUGUACACUCAGGUGAGAAACCCUAUGAGUGCCAGCUCUGUGGGGGCAAGUUCACCCAGCAGCGCAACCUCAUCAGCCACCUGCGCAUGCACACCUCCCCUUCCUAGAAGCCAAAGACCCGAGGGAGCCCUCUGCAGACUUGCCACUUGGGAACCCACGGAAGGAGGAGUAAGGAAGCAUGGUGGGAGGGGUUGAGCCCCAAAGUCUGGCACGAGGCUCCUGGCAGCUUCUCUGGCCCAGCCUCCCCACACCCAGAGCUUUAAUCAACAGUGUACCAAGGGAAGCUGAGAGGAGAGAAGCUGCCCCGCCCGGGCCAGCCCUGUGUGUGUAGUGCUGGUGACUAUUCUACCUCCCCGCCCACUUGGCUCUCCAGCUCCCUGAAGGGGCUGCUGAAGAGCUGGUGGGAGUCCAUCAUGUGGUGUCAGUGGGACCUGGUCCCUUACCUGUGGUCUGGGCUGGGGGAGGCACAGGGCUUCCCAUGGUCAAGUGGUGCCUGGAACAGGCCCUCAGCUGGCAGGGACCUCAACUGUGUGUGUGCAUGUGUGCUUGUAUCUUUGCAGUGCAGUGUGACUCUGGUGUCGGGAAGCUGGUGUCGGGUGGCAGUUCCUUUCUCUUUGAACUGGGGUAGCAACUGCUAGCUGGCACUGGACAGUCAGGGUGACCCCACUGCCUACCUCUCUACAACUAAAGAGCCCUUUGGGCCUGUAAUGCUGUUAUUCCUACUGAGCUGUUCCUAUUUCUUUUUUACAGUUUUUAAAAAUUCUUUUUUAAAACCAAAAUGAACAAUAUUUUCCUCCCGCCUCUUUGGGAAUGAGCCUGGCUCUGCAGACUGAAUGUAACUGGGGCAGCUGCCCCCUCCCUGUCAUUUUCCCUUGUCCUGGUACUGUGGACAUGGUUGAAUCUGUCUCUCCAAGGCCCCAGAAGCCAUUCUUGUGCAAAGGCUUCCCCAGUCCUGAGCCCUGCUUGCCUGGGCUUCCUCAGGAGAACAGGCUUUUCCCAUAAUUUCCAAGGAAUAUCACUUGAUAGAGGUACUUAUUUUAUUGAGAACCCCCCCCCCCCCACACACACACACACAAACACACUCUCAUGUGUUUUUGAGGUGUUUGAACUGGAAGAUCUGAAGUUUCAGAGGGUGGAGGGGAGGCCAGACUUGGUGCCUGGGCCAUCGGUACUCUUGUUGGUAUGUGCGUGCGUGUGCAUGGGGGAGUGUAUGUUGCUUAUGCACAGACGUUUGCUUCCUUGCUCACUAAACAAGGUGAAGAGCCUUGUGACCUUUUACUACCUCUUGAAUUCAAUACCACAGUACUGUGGAGGCUGAGCCACUUGGUUUUGUUUUCCUACAGUGGGAGUAAACUGGGCUUGGGUUGGCCUGAGCCCCUUGUGGGCCUCAGUGUUCUCUGAAGGGAUGACUGCUGUUCAGGGGAUGCUGUGUGUGGGGCAGGUGCUGGGCACCUGAAUAACAGAAGCCAUGAGAAGGGGCAGCUCCCUGUGUGGGCCUGAGUGAGGUGGAAGUGAGCCAGCACCAUCCUGUCUCCUCCUGAACUCUGUGUAUCUAAGAACCUACUGCAGAGUCAGAGGUGAGGGUCAGCCUCCACUUAGCAAGUACAGGGUCAUACUAACCCUUACAUGGGUAAGUCAGCCAGCUUCAGGUGCUUGCAUGGGGUCCAGCAAGGGGCAAGGCCAGACCAAGGCUGUCUGUGCUCUGCCACAUAUAAGCCACAGAUCUGGGCUGGUAGGCUCUAUCAUGUUGCUUGAUACAUACAAUGAAAAUGGCUUUUCAUUUUCCUUUCGAUUUUUUUUUUACUUCAGACCAAAAAUUGCAGAGUCAUUUCCUGCUCCCACCCCUCCAGAGAUCCUCCAGCAUGAUUUCAGGGACCCAAUGAGUGGCAGGUGUGAGAGUGAGGGCACCUCUACAUGGUGCCCUUGCACUGACCCCGUUCUUCACCCUUCACACCUGUAAUCUGUUCUCUGCUCUUGCAGAGACAGAGCAGCUGAGUGAAGAACUGAGCCCCAUUCUACCCAGGGAAGAGGCAGGGCAUGUUGGCCUGGCCCCUGCUCUCCACCUACCCCACCCCACCUUACUCUACCCCACCAGCACUUAAGCCACAGACACAAAGUCUGUACAGCAUGGGAACCCGUGUGGCCUCCCAGGCUGUUGGAAGCCUCAUCUGCUGUGCAGAAAUUCAGGGACUGGGAGCAGAGCCCCUCAGCACGUCUGUGCAACAGAGUAUUGUACCAAGCCUUGUCUGUAUGUUAAUAAGAAAGCAAAACACUAGUUUCCUAUUUAAGAUUUUAAGGGUUGUUGGGCUGGGCGGGAUUGACACUUGGUUUGUUUUUCUCUUUCCUUUGUUUCUCUUGGUGCAUGCUUAUGAGUGUGUGUGUGUCUCUGUCUGUCUGUCGUGUGUGUGUGUGUGUGUGUGUGUGUGAAGAUGUUAAGAGCCUCAAGGAAAUCAGGCCAUAGGAGGCCAAGGUGGCUUACAGUUCUCUUUUAGUCAUUUAAUUCCUGAAUGUUUUGGAGAAACAGGAAACAGAAAAUAGCAGAUGUCAUGUAGGAAAAAAAGAUUUAAAAAAAAUCAAAAGAAAAAAAGCUCAUACCCAAAUUCACAAAACCUAUUUUUUAAACCAAAGCACAUUUUGAAUGAGUAUGGAACCUCAGUGGGCUCAGAAAAAAAAAGAUACUAAUAUAUUUAUCUCAUUGUUUACAUAAACUUUUACAGUUUCAGACCUCAACAGCUAUACGGCCAGUCCCAGGGACCUCUUUCCCUCCCUCCUGGGUCCCUCUGCAUUGACCCUUGAGCAGCUCAAGGGCAGAGGCAGCCCUGGGUGCUGGGUAAGGACUAGAAGACCCCCUACCCCCUAGCUUCACCUGAGCCCUAAUCCCCAUUUUGGGGGUCUCUUCAAGCUCAGCUGCCACCAAAGAGCGUGCACCAAGCUGACCAGCCCCCAGGCCGCCUGGCUGCAUCUAAGGGGUGGAUGUCAGCCCUGCCCGUGAGCCUUGUGUUAGUUACUGUGAGAGUCAGUCAAGCCAAAAAGCAGGGAGCUUUAGGAAGCUCAGCGGACUCCAUCAUAUGCAUACCCCACCUUGGGUAGCAGAAGGGUCUGACUUAAGUCUGGUCCCUACUUACAGAUGGUGCGAACACUCUCAACAGUGUUGUUUUUUUUUAUCAAUGUUUGUGCAGUGAUGAAUGUAUUUAUUUCUCAGACUUAGGGCAAGCUGGUGGAAGCAGGCCCGGCUCUGCCAGUGCCCACUCCCACUGGACCGAGCUACUGCAAGGGCUCUUCCAAGAUUGCAAAAAAGGAAAAGAUGAACUUUUAAACAUGUAAGAAUCUCAGACUUGCAGCAUAGCCAUACACCUCAGCCAGUGACUCCUGACCUCACAUGGCUCAGGAAGUGUGUUUCCGUCCAUCAACACUGAGGGAGCCAGGUCCCCACCUGCUGCCCACACUGUCAGUAUUCACUGGACUUCAGGUCCUUGUGCAGGAGUGCGAUCUGCUGAGCUUCAGCAGGCCAACUGCUUGCUGCCUUCCUGAGUAGGGGGAAUCCUGGGCAGCCAGGAGGGCAGGGCUCAGGGAGCAAGUGCUAGGAACGAAGGCAGAAGCCAAGGGACAGGCCUGAAAAGAAUAGACAGGCUCUCAAACCUUGCUGUGCUCCACUAAAAGGACCAAGGUCUUCCUUUCCCCAGUCACUAUGGGGCCAAUGUUACUGAACCUAUGAAUUGGAUGCCAGGAAUGAGGGCUAGCAAGGGACCCAACCUCAGUCUGACAUUCCAACCUGGGAAGGGUGGAAGCUGUGGAGAUGAGCUGCCCAGGACCCCCUUCCUAGGAUGCCUGCAGCUUCAGUCACCUUACUUUAACUUUCUACCAGGGACCCCUCCCCCUACCUCACCUUGCUAUUUAUUGCUGUAAUUUAUUGACCUCAAAAAUGCUGCAUAACAGACCUCACUUGGGUCAGGGAGAGUUCCCAGGGUCCCCCCCUCCAUUUGGUGGGGUCCCAUGGGGCCAGGUGCUUAAAGGAACCUCCCUGUACCUAACCCAUCACUUGUUUCCUCCAGGGGCCCCAGGUUGGGCCCCAUCCAUCCCAUGUGCAAAUACCUCAGGAGGGAUGGGGUAUAUCUUUUUAUUCAUUUAAUUGGAACUGGAAGAGGGAUCACAUCCUCUGUGCCCUUCCCAGAGCAGGGAAGGGAUGCGGGGAUCGCACUCCUGUACUGGUCACCACUGUUGCCACUUAUCACAUUGAGUUUACGUCCCUAAAGAGUCUGGAUGGAUGCAUUCAGGUCAGAGCUGCAGCUGUGCAGCCCUCCAGUGUCAGAGUGAUUUAUCCAUGACUGAUCUCUCCAUUCAAAAGCGUGCAGUCUUAAUGUACAGUGUUGAGAAACUGUUAUUUUAUGAUCUUUUCAUUAAAAGCUUGAUUGAAAA
Molecule: messenger RNA, 6418 nt
Organism: Arvicola amphibius (Eurasian water vole)
Lineage: Eukaryota; Metazoa; Chordata; Mammalia; Rodentia; Cricetidae
Gene: Hic2
Product: HIC ZBTB transcriptional repressor 2
Exons: 4
Coding region: 247-2109 (620 amino acids)
Biological process (GO): regulation of transcription by RNA polymerase II
Cellular component (GO): nucleus
Molecular function (GO): protein binding; DNA-binding transcription factor activity, RNA polymerase II-specific; RNA polymerase II cis-regulatory region sequence-specific DNA binding
Source: RefSeq, a predicted model, not a curated record